This is a messenger RNA of Mytilus trossulus (common blue mussel), 875 nucleotides long. RefSeq lists its product as uncharacterized. The transcript is spliced from 2 exons. The record is from RefSeq and is a predicted model, not a curated record. NCBI's taxonomy places the organism in Eukaryota, Metazoa, Mollusca, Bivalvia, Mytilida, Mytilidae. The coding region runs from base 146 to 748 and encodes 200 amino acids.
CUUUUAAACAACUUCCUUGGUAAACAAAGCGGUUGUUUCAACACCUGUAAACAAAAAAUUUCGAAAUGCAUGUAACAAUUCUAGAAAAACUAUGUCAAAACUAAGUUGCAGGCCUUGGUGAGGGAUGUAUAGUAUAUAUUAGAAGAUGUGCAACGACGAAAAUCGAUCAAAUGUGCUUUGUGGUAUUUGCAUCAUAAUAAUUUUAUUAGGAUUAGGUAUAACCCUGAUUAUUCUUGGAGGGACAUUAGAUAUCAUCGAUUUGAUCAUUUUGGGGGGUAUUUUUCUUGGUUUUGGUGCAAUUUUAUCCUCUUGCAUAAUUGUUCUUAUAGUAAGACCUCUUUACAACAAUAGAAAAAUUGGGUAUUCAGCAACCGACCUAAAACAAAAUGGCAUAAAUCGACAAGAAAGCGCUGCAUUCAGUCAGCAUGGAGGUAGUGUUUUAAUUCACGAUGCGUACGCAGGCAGUGCUGAUCGUCAGACUGUAUCCAGUGUUAUGCUUGUUAUGAGACCAGGUACAACAGACUCAAGACGAUCAGAUAUGUUUCAGGCUAGAACUAGACAACAUAGUGGAGCAAGUAGUCAAGCAUCAUUUGUAACAGCCCCUGAUCAGAACAGAGAUUCUCUAGUAUCUGUUGAUGUCGAAAAGGCAAAAUCGUCUGACGAUGAAAUUUCAACAGAAGCAGCAUCUAAGACAAUGAAACAUAAGGUAGCUUUCGAAGAAGAAAAUAGUUAUGUGACUGAGUUUUAAUUUAGCAUCAUUUGAUAUUAUUUUGAUUUAGCAUGUUGACAUAUUUUUAAUACUCUUUUAUAUAUUUGUACAUCGUUGCAGCCUGAUUGUUGUAUAUUUUAAAUGAUUUUGCACUCAUGUUGUAUUU